GCCGAGCUUUUCCUCCUUCCUUCUCUGUAUACGGAAGUAGCCGGGCCUGCUUUUGCUUAGUGCUCUCCUCACGGGAGUGGGGGAUCCUCAGUCCUCCCCUCGCCAUGGCACCUCCGCCUGCUCCCGCACCUCUCCAACCCAUGACCAGCUGCGGCCCGUGGGAAAUGCGGGAGCGCCUCGGCACCGGAGGUUUCGGCAACGUUAUCCGCUGGCAAAACAAGGAAACUGGGGAAGAAAUUGCUAUCAAACAGUGUCGUCAGGAGCUUAGCCCACGCAACAAAGAAAGGUGGUGUUUGGAAAUCCAAAUCAUGAAACGUCUAAACCAUCCCAACGUGGUGGCUGCCCGAGAUGUCCCAGAAGGGAUGCAAAAUCUUGCACUUAAUGACUUGCCGCUGCUGGCUAUGGAGUACUGCCAGGGAGGAGAUCUCAGAAGGCAUCUGAACCAACUUGAGAAUUGCUGUGGCCUGCGUGAGAAGGCUAUCCUCAUCUUGUUGUCAGACAUUGCCUCUGCUCUCAGAUACCUUCAUGAGAACAGGAUCAUCCACAGAGACCUGAAACCAGAAAACAUUGUCUUACAACAAGGAAAAGAACGGUUAAUACACAAGAUAAUUGAUUUGGGGUAUGCCAAAGAUCUGGAUCAAGGCAGCCUUUGCACUUCCUUUGUUGGGACAUUACAAUAUCUGGCCCCAGAGUUGCUGGAGGAGCAGAAAUAUACAGUGACAGUGGAUUACUGGAGCUUUGGUACAUUGGCAUUUGAGUGUAUAACAGGCUUCCGACCUUUUCUGCCUUCCUGGCAACUAGUGCAAUGGCAUGCAAAAGUCCGAAAGAAGAGUGAACUAGAUAUUGUUGUCUAUGAAGAUUUGUCAGGAGAAGUGAAAUUUUCUAGCAAACUGCCAUACCCCAACAAUCUGAACAGUGUUUUGGCUGAUCGACUGGAGAAAUGGCUACAGCUUAUGCUCAAAUUGCAUCCACGGCAGAGAGGCACUGACCCUGCAUAUGGCCCCAAUGGCUGUUUCAAGGCUUUGGAUGAUAUCCUGAAUUUAAAACUGGUGCAUAUCCUAAACAUGGUAACGGGGGUUGUACAUGUGUAUCCUCUGGCAGAGGAAGAAACCUUGCAGAGUGUGAAAGCCAAGAUCCAGGCAGAUACCUGCAUCCCAGAGCAGGAUCAGGAGCUGCUCCAGGAAGGGGGGUUGGCCCUAUUUUCUGAGAAACCAGCCAUUCAGUAUCUGACUGACAUAAAGCUAAAUGAUGCCACAGCUGCUGAUACAGGCCUUUUUUUCCUGUUCGACAACCGAAAAGUCACCUACAAGCCUCAGAUCUCCCCAUGGUCUCAUCUGGAAAGCAUUAACAGUAUCCUUCAGGAUCCAAAGAAGAACCUCACCUUCCUCCAGCUCCGCAAAGUAUGGGGGCAAGUCUGGCAUACUAUCCGAAGUCUGAAUGAGGACUUUAACCAGCUUCAGCAUGGUCAGCGGGCAGCCAUGAGGAACCUGUUACGCCACAACAGCACCCUUUCCAAGAUGAAGAACACUAUGGCCUCCCUGUCACAACAGCUGAAGGCAAAGCUGGACUUCUUCAAAGCCAGCAUCCAGAUUGACUUGGAGAAGUACAACGAGCAAACUGAAUUUGGAAUCACUUCUGAGAAACUGCUGCUUGCAUGGAAGGAAAUGGAGCAGACAGUAGAGCUCUAUGGGCGGGAGGAGGAAGUUGAGCAGCUGGUGAAGAAGACAAUGGCGCUGCAGACAGAUAUUGUGGACCUGCAGAGAAUCCCACAGGGCCCAAAACAAGGGAGCUCUUUGGAUGCCCUAGAGGGACAAGCGAAGGACUUGUACCAGAGACUGAGGGAAAAGCCAAGAGACCAAAGGACUAGCGGAGACAGCCAAGAAGUAGCACGACUUCUCCUGCAGGCAAUCCAGACCUUUGAAAAGAAAGUCGGCCUCCUCUAUGCUCAGCUCAGUAAAACAGUUGUCUGCAAGCAAAAGGCACUUGAGUUAUUUCCUAAAGUGGAUGAGGUAAUGAGCCUGAUGAAUGAAGAUGAGAAAAUGGUUGUCGAGCUUCAGGAUAAACGGCAGAAAGAACUGUGGAACCUGCUGAAAAUUGCCUGUAGCAAGGUACGUGGACCUGUCAGUGGCAGCCCAGAUAGCAUAAACAUAUCACGCCUUAGUAAUCCUGGUCAACUCUCACUGCAGGUUCCAGCUUCCCACAGUAAUUUACUGGAUCCUGGGAUUAAAAGUGAGGAGCUACUGAUGGAAUCUCAGAGUCUCUGCAGUCAACUAGAGCAUGUGAUGCUUGACACAAUGAAGGAUCAAGAGCACAGCUUUAUGACUCUGGACUGGAGUUGGCUGAAACUUCAAGAGGAAGAUCGAGCGAGCCUAGAACAAACCCAGAUGUGAAAAAGGCCAUAAUUAAGCCAUUUGAAAGCUAACUUUUUCAUGUUGGUAGCCCUAUAUGACUGGGCUGCUGUUCUUAAUAAGAAAUCUAGAUGUAUUGCCCAUUGACUGACAGUAUUCCUCUUUGAAUCAUCUGUAUAUAAUAAUGACUAUAUUGUUUCUA
Messenger RNA from Rhineura floridana, 2550 nucleotides. It is a transcript of the gene IKBKB, whose product is annotated as inhibitor of nuclear factor kappa B kinase subunit beta. The coding region runs from base 105 to 2390 and encodes 761 amino acids. The transcript is spliced from 21 exons. Gene Ontology annotation, biological process: positive regulation of transcription by RNA polymerase II; tumor necrosis factor-mediated signaling pathway; peptidyl-serine phosphorylation. The record is from RefSeq and is a predicted model, not a curated record. Lineage: Eukaryota; Metazoa; Chordata; Lepidosauria; Squamata; Rhineuridae. Gene Ontology annotation, cellular component: IkappaB kinase complex; cytoplasm. Gene Ontology annotation, molecular function: ATP binding; IkappaB kinase activity.